AUGACCAACUCCUCCUCCGAGUCCGCGUCCUCCACAGCCGGAGGGUCCCUGCUGCUGCUCUGCGAGGAAGAGGGGUCGUGGGCGGGCCGGCGCAUCCCCGUGUCCCUCCUGUACUCCGGCCUGGCCAUUGGGGGCACGCUGGCCAACGGCAUGGUCAUCUACCUCGUGUCGUCCUUCCGCAAGCUGCAGACCACCAGCAACGCCUUCAUCGUCAACGGGUGCGCUGCCGACCUCAGCGUCUGCGCCCUCUGGAUGCCGCAGGAGGCGGUGCUGGGGCUGCUGCCCGCCGGCGCGGCCGGGCCCCCCGGCGGCUGGGACGGCGCGGGGGGCAGCUACCGCCUGCUGCGGGGCGCGCUGCUGGGCCUGGGACUCACGGUGUCCCUGCUGUCGCACUGCCUCGUGGCGCUGAACCGCUACCUGCUCAUCACCCGGGCGCCCGCCACCUACCAGGCGCUGUACCAGCGGCGCCACACGGCGGGCAUGCUGGCGCUGUCCUGGGCGCUUGCGCUGGGCCUCGUGCUGGCGCUGCCGCCGUGGGCGCCGCGCCCCGGCCCCGAGGCCCCGGGCGUGCACUACCCCGCGCUGCUGGCGGCCGCCGCGCUGCUGGCGCAGACGGCGCUGCUGCUGCACUGCUACCUGGGCAUCGUGCGCCGCGUGCGCGUCAGCGUCAAGCGGGUCAGCGUGCUCAACUUCCACCUGCUGCACCAGCUGCCCGGCUGCGCGGCCGCCGCCGCCGCGCUCCCCGCCGCCCCGCGCGCGCCGGGCCCUGGCGCCCCUGCGCUGCCCGCGCUCUCCGCGCCCCCGCCUCCCCUGCCGGCCCCGCUGCAGCCCCGCCGCGCGCAGCGACGGCUCAGCGGCCUGUCGGUGCUGCUGCUGUGCUGCGUCUUCCUGCUGGCCACGCAGCCGCUCGUGUGGGUCAGCCUGGCCAGCGGUCUCGCGCUGCCCGUGCCCUGGGGAGUGCAGGCGGCCAGCUGGCUCCUGUGCUGCGCUCUGUCCGCGCUCAACCCGCUGCUCUACACGUGGAGGAACGAGGAGUUCCGCCGCUCCGUGCGCUCCGUCCUGCCCGGCGUGGGGGACGCGCCCGCCGCGCCCGCCGUGUCCCAGGCGCCGCUGGGCACCCGCGCCGCCGGCCAGCACUGGUGA
Pteronotus mesoamericanus is the source of this 1143-nucleotide messenger RNA. RefSeq names its product G protein-coupled receptor 88 (gene GPR88). Bases 1 to 1143 code for a protein of 380 amino acids. The transcript has a single exon. Gene Ontology annotation, cellular component: plasma membrane. NCBI's taxonomy places the organism in Eukaryota, Metazoa, Chordata, Mammalia, Chiroptera, Mormoopidae. The record is from RefSeq and is a predicted model, not a curated record. Gene Ontology annotation, biological process: cellular response to light stimulus; phototransduction; G protein-coupled receptor signaling pathway. Gene Ontology annotation, molecular function: G protein-coupled photoreceptor activity.